Messenger RNA from Capronia coronata CBS 617.96, 1050 nucleotides. RefSeq lists its product as uncharacterized. The transcript is spliced from 2 exons. The coding region runs from base 1 to 1050 and encodes 349 amino acids. The record is from RefSeq and is a predicted model, not a curated record. NCBI's taxonomy places the organism in Eukaryota, Fungi, Ascomycota, Eurotiomycetes, Chaetothyriales, Herpotrichiellaceae.
AUGAUCUUCAGGCCAAUGCGCAAGCUUCCAACAGCCGCGCCGCGUCCCACUCCAGCAUUACCAUGGACGCAUAACCCGCCCAUCCGGGCUCGUGUCCUAGGACAUCGUUUAAGGUCGACAACCGCGGCCAACCAGUACCUUCGCCAGGUGUUUCCUAAGAGGCAUCUUGCUCAAGUUCGACCAGAGCCCAUCUCCGAAGUAUGGUUCACCGCCUCCUCUCCAAGAAUUGGUCCUGCGGAUGAAUUACUCGGGCCACCCACGCCCGGCAACAGCAAUGAAAAGCAAGAUCAUCCGCCUCCAGACGAGCGUCUGUUGAGGCUAGGCAAGACACUGCGAACACUUUCUCCCCUCUUGCCAAACAUCCUAACUACUCCGCUCCCGCCGGAGAUCCUUUCGCCAAACAUCUCCCUCCACCUUUUCCCGUCCACUCAUCCUCACCUGCCCGCAGUGAAGGGUCGCGUCGCAUACCGUGCCGCCUUGUGGACAGCUCCUGUGGCUUGGGGCUGUGUGCCCAUUCUAGGCAAUGUCAAGCUUCAAAUCCAGUCGGAGAAAAUCGUCCGCACAGGCCUCAGAUAUGCCAUCCCCGAAGAUGAAUGCGCAGACCUGAUGGAGGAGAAGCUCGUGGUCCGCUGGAAGACCGAACCCAAACAGAAUGGAGACGGGAAUUCCACAGAUAUGGCGGCCUCGAGUGCUGCUGAAUCCAACGCUUCCUCGGCAGGCGGGAUCAAUCGUGGCUUGUCAAAACUUCUCGGCGGCGACAAACCGAUCUUCAAUCUCAGCAGCAGCGACGAUUUCACGGGCUUGUUCAUCUUCACCUUCGAUUCAAAGGGCCGCAUUGCCAGCCAUACCAUCGAACACGCAGACGAGGACAACGGGUUCGACAAAACGAGCAAGGUAGUCACCCUGACGGACUGGCUGUUGGGCAAAGCCAAAGGGGGAAGAGGGAGAGAUAAGGAGCAGGAACUCAUCCCUGGACUCGCCAUGAGGGUAUGCAGGGACGAAUGGAAUGUCCGCAGGCAAUUCCCCAAGUCCCAUGGAGCGGCCCAGUGA